Molecule: messenger RNA, 2068 nt
Organism: Astyanax mexicanus (Mexican tetra)
Lineage: Eukaryota; Metazoa; Chordata; Actinopteri; Characiformes; Acestrorhamphidae
Exons: 5
Coding region: 310-1446 (378 amino acids)
Source: RefSeq, a predicted model, not a curated record
AAGUUAAAUGUCAUCACUUGGACGCCAUUAACAAAAAGUGCGCGAAGAGACCGCAGCCUUCUGGGAAAUCUGCUGAGGAGUCCUGCAGUACUGGAGAGAGCCACCUUGAACUCUACUUGCAGAUAUUGACACCUAGCAACUAAUAUUUUUGGUUUUACAGUUAAUUGUGACCCUGUAUUUGUGGAUUCACAAGGUUUAAGAUCUCUAGAGCACCAGUACCUUUAAGGAGAGAAGCUGAACAAGGGUAAAACAGAGGAGGUGUCUGCUUAUGGGAUGGCCCUGUAAACUCUGCACAGGGGAGAAUGCCAGAUGGAUAAUACAUCAGUGUCUACACAAGACACUAUUCUGCUGUACCCUUGUGAAAGCACCCAUAGAAUAUUUUGGCCAGAUGAAAUCUUCAUUCCUCUUUUCUCUGGGGCAACCGAGGCAAUUUUGAGGAACGCCAGUGAAGAAUUUCUCCGAAAUGGUGCUUUGCUGAACCAUACUCUGGUAAAGUCUGAAAUAAUGGAAAAAUUAGCAGACUAUAUGUACAGCUACACAGCCUACCCCAAAGGCCUUCAGACUGGUCAGGUAGCAGAGGCUUUAGUGAAAAAGCACCCAUGUCUGACAGAACCAGGCAGUCGUAAUGGAUGGAUAGGAUGGAUGUAUAGUCUCAAGUACAAGAUGGGAAAUUACAGAUCAAAGCUCAGAAGUUUUGGAUUGCCUGAGGUUACCUGCAACUCGUUUAAGAACAAGCACCCUGAUGACCAGUCUCCUGCAAAAAAUAUAGAGAAAGCAAGGAAAGGAGAAGUGCUGUUUCUUCCACACUAUCCAGUAGGAGACAGCAAGGAACAGCAAGAGCUGGACCGAUGUCAAUUAAUUGCCAAAUCAAAGAAGAAAGACAGCACAGCCAUCAAGGACUUGAUGUGUAGAACAUUCGCACAUAGAAGACAUGAUGUCGUUACCCUACAGAUGAGCAUCAAAGACCUCAAGAACAGAUGGCCUGCCUUGUUUAAUGUCUGGCAAGUCAGUGCAGAGUUUCAGAGAAUCACCACACUGACUCUCGAGCCAAAGUUCUUUUCAGCGUUGGAUCGCUAUUCUCCUAAAUUGCUGUCCCUGUUCCAAGCGAAGAAGGGUGCUGCAGGAGAAAGACAUCGAGCUCAAAUGAGUGCUCUUCUUCAGCUGGCAGAGGAGGUGAUGAAGAUAUACCUGCUGCGGAAUCAAGAAGAGUCAAGUGAAGAAUCUCCUGAUGUAGGGAUUGUGAUUGAGGGCACCACUGUCCUCAGCGGUCUUGAGGAUCUUAGCAGAGCCUGUUGCUAUUUGUUGGGACUGACCUAUGCCUUGGAUCUGAGAUACCCCAAGAAUCUCAAAUACAGUUUUGAGUUUUUCCAAAAAGUACUGCUGGAGCUGGAUUCUGGAAACCUUUCCACUAAGGUUCAAAGAUUCAAAAACUACCUGCAUGUGUAGUUUCAAAGUACUGAUAAGAGAAAUCUUGCUGUUGGAAUUUUCCAUUGUCAAUGUAUAUCUGAGGGAAGAGUCCACUGUUCUCUUUAAAUGCAGGUGGAUAUUUCCAGUGGUAAAAUACUAUUUGGACUGGAAUUGAUUACUUGUUUAAAACCCAUCUUCUACACCAUUUUGAGUUUUUGAAUCACAGCCUGUGAUUUGACAAGAGACUAAUACAAAAUGUGAAAUGUAGCAUUUGUCCUCAAUUAGCAAUUUCAUAUUUUAAGCCUGUUUCUUACCUUUUCAAGAUAAGAGAUUUAUUUUAUUUUAUUUUUUUGUGAUUUUACAUGUAAAAAUCCAACAAAUGGAUGUGUAAUUUAAGGCAGGAAUAUUUUAUUCUAGCACAGAAGUCAUUCUCAAGCUUUUAAUGUAUGUCUAAUCAGACUUUUUCAAGUGAGGAUGUUAGCUGAAAAUGGGCAAAAAUGAAAGAGGAAUUCCGGUGUGAAAUUGACCUUGUCUGUAAUAAAACAUGAAAAAAUGACUAACCUUUGUUGAAUAGCCAUCUUCCGUUCUACCACAGCUUACGUAUGCCCCAUGUAACCCCAUAUAGCCAAUUCUGAAAAGUGGAAAAUAUUCUGUAUUCGAG